Messenger RNA from Pyrenophora tritici-repentis Pt-1C-BFP, 1125 nucleotides. RefSeq names its product RRM-1 multi-domain protein. Gene Ontology annotation, molecular function: RNA binding. Lineage: Eukaryota; Fungi; Ascomycota; Dothideomycetes; Pleosporales; Pleosporaceae. The record is from RefSeq and is a predicted model, not a curated record.
AUGUCCACGGUUGUAGCGACCAACACCCUACCCAUCAACACCGAGUCUUCGGUCAUCUUCUCGACUUUCGACCAGUGUGAGAUCAAAGAGAUCUACACAUAUGAAGGAGGCAGUACAGUCGCUUGGGUAGUCUUUGAGACUCCUGAAGCCGCCCAGAAGUUUGCUGACGAAUGCGACGGUUACCCUUUUGGAGGGACCGAUCAGAAGAUGUAUACAAACAUGAGCACCCACGCGGACAUUGCAGACGAAGCCACGAACCUCUUAUCGAAGUUCCUUGAUGAGCGCGAUAACCAGGUCGAGUCACAUACUGUCAAGAUCACAGGUCUUCCUCAGAACCAGACUAUUCGGAACUUGAACGAACUGUGUCAGUCCUUCGACGAUGCGCACUUCCACUGGGAGCAAUACAGUUCAUUCAUUGACAACUACCCCGAACCGACCCAGAUGCUAGAGUUCGAUUCUCCAGAGCCUGGUAUUGGUCUUGUGCGGGUUGCAGAGCCACACAUGGCAGUGGAUAUUGUUUUGCAAACUGCGGGUACCUAUUGGAAGAACGCGACCAUCAAUGCCAAGUGUGUUCCGGAUUUGGAGAUGGACCAAAUGCUCGUCAAGAAGCCUGCAUGUGAGGCCAAGGGCGUUGAGCUUUUCGUAACUGGUCUUUGGCCUAAUACCUCCUCCACAGAGGUUCUCAGAUUCUUCAAGGACUAUCCCAUCCGCGACAUCAACAUGCCACCAGGUGGUAAGCAUUUCUGCUUCAUCUUGGUCGCCCAGGACGAUGUAGACAAGAUUCUCGCGCGUUUUGCUGGAGGGGUUUGGUGCCAGGGCCGUAUGCUCAGGGCUAGGCUUUUGGGGAAGAAGACUCGUACCGUAAAGAAGCCCGUACUUCAUACUGAAGAAGACAUAGCACAGAAGCCUAUGACGGAGCUUACGGUUUCCAACCUACCAUAUGAGGUAUCCGAGUCGAGUAUUCGCAUCGCUUUCCAAGGCUUCACGGUAUGCAAGGUUGAUCUCAAGAAAAUUUACGCUUCUGUGGUUAUUGCGACGGAUGAAGUAGGUCGGGCCAUGAAGACGCUGCCUGGAAGGUGGGUUGGUGGUCGGAAGAUGAAUGUCAAGGUUGAACAUUCAUUGUGA